Juglans regia (Persian walnut) is the source of this 2871-nucleotide messenger RNA. Its product is annotated as protein WVD2-like 4. The coding region runs from base 846 to 2384 and encodes 512 amino acids. Gene Ontology annotation, molecular function: microtubule binding. The transcript has 8 exons. NCBI's taxonomy places the organism in Eukaryota, Viridiplantae, Streptophyta, Magnoliopsida, Fagales, Juglandaceae. The record is from RefSeq and is a predicted model, not a curated record.
AGGUACAUGCCGAAACACUUUUAGCAUUGCAUCUCUUUGACUUCCAAUAAAUGGGCUUCGAAUUCUCAAAAACACGGUUGCUUUGUUUGUCCUAUAUUUUGUAUAUUUUGAAGGUUUGAUUUGUAGCUAGGUAGUAUUGGUAUCUGUUCUUUAUAAUUCAAUUUUAAGUAUCCUCAACUGGAUGUGCUAUUGUUUGUAAAACCUUUGCAGUCUAUGAUGAUUUUAUUAAUCCUCUGUUUGAUUGCGGAGCAAAUGAAGUGCUAGAUGUUAAGAUUCGGGAUCAACAUAUCUGGGCAGAAAGUGAAAUUCUUUACUUCUAAAAUCUAUGUUAUUCUGAUCAUACGAACUUGGCGUGUGCGUGUGUUUUCUUAUCAUUUUACGGAAGAUAAUCAUCUAUAGAAGUAUUAUGAAAGAUCCAGAGGAUUUUGAAAGAGGGGUGGGAUGUUCAGUGGGAUCGGGAAAAGGGGUCUGAAUUUUGAAACGGUUAGUGCUGCGCAGAUGUUCCUUUUACUGGAGGGAUUUUCGUAGUUAUUUGUGAAGCAUGGUGGGGGAAGGAGGGGAAAUACUAGUGAAAGGCUUGAGAAUGUAUCAUGGGGGGAGAAGGAAAGCCAUUACGAUCUGGAGCUUGCAUGCAUUUUCGUGAAUGCGAUGCGUAGAAAUUGUUACGGCAGUUGAAUUUAGUAAAAAACCAAUACUAGAUGAAGAAGGCAUGCUAGUGUGAAGGAAGAGCUUCAAUAUACAUACAUACAUACGUACAUACAUAUAUACAUACUGCGGUAUUGACAAUUAGAUUUGACUGGUUCUGCAGAAAUUAUUCUUUCCUGUCUGUACGCCUCUGUCACGCAAUGGAGUCUAAAAAUGGGGUUACUUUGGUGGAUGAGAGUUGUGUUAUUGAGAGAAAAUAUGUGGAAGAAUCAGCUGUGGACAUGAACAAAGAGAGUGAGAAUGUCCAUGACUCUGAAGUUCCCUCCAUGAAUGGAAUAUCUGAACCAGUCAAGAAAGCUGAAAGCUUUAAUUCUGCUGAAGUGAUGGUUAAAGCCUCUGCAACAGCCUGUACAAGUAAAAAUUCAAAAUCUACAAAGGAACCCGGAACUCUACAUGGGGAUUCUCCAAAGACCAAUAAACUGGCCAAGAAUAAAGCCAAUCUGAAAGCCACGACUCCAUUUUCUCGAAACCGGAAAUCAGUCCUCUCACAGAGUCUUUCCUUCCCAGCAAGAGGUGGUCAUUUUGAUGUUACGAACAAGAGCAUUGAUGUGUAUCCAGUGAAAAGAGAAGACAAAGAUGCUCAAAGACACGUAACUUCCAGUUUAAUUAAUCCAAACAGCCCUGCAUCCACCGGAAUCCCCUCCAAGGCUGCAAAUACAACAAUAAGUGGAGCUUCUGGUCGGCGGAAUUCUUCAGCAUCCAUGCCUAGUAUUAGACGCACUGUGCCUGGGAAGUCCGGUUCUUCGAAUGAAACUAGUAACUACCGCCCUGAUGAGGAAUCCCUAUCAUCGGUUAAUCAGGACUUGAAUUCUAUAAAAGCAGCACUGCUGGCGAAAGAGGAGGAUGAUGUUCGCUCCAUAACUUCAAGUGCUACUCCUCGUGAGCGGAGGAGCAGCAGUUUAGGAUUUUCUUUCAGGUUGGAGGAACGAGCUGAAAAGCGAAAGGAGUUCUUUUCAAAAUUAGAAAUGAAGAUUCAGGCCCGAGAAGUAGCAAUAACUGACUUGCAAGCAAAAUCAAAGGAAAACCAGGAGGCGGAGAUCAAGCGACUGAGAAAAAGCCUGACAUUUAAAGCUACACCGAUGCCAAGCUUCUACAAAGAGCCACCUCCAAGAACUGAAAUAAAGAAGAUACCAACCACACGCCCAAUAUCUCCAAAGCUGGGAAGGCAAAAGAGCUCUGUGACGGUGAUAAACAACUCUUCUGAAGGUGAUGGAUCUGAUCUUAGCCCACGUCCGAACCCAUCUCCGAAGCUCGGGAAGAACAAGAAUUCCAUUACCGUAAACAACCCUUCAGAAGGCAGUGGGUCUUGUCGUAGCCCACAUCUUAACCGAGAACAGAGCGAUUCAAACAAAGGGUUACGAGCAGAAUCUGAUAAAAAUGUUGUUGCUUCAAAGAAACCGAUUAGAAAGUCCCAACCCAAGCUUCAGACUCGGGAAAUUGCUGCCACUAGAACUGAAAAAGAGCCUGCCAAGUCUGAAACAGAGGCCCCGGGAGAAGAUAAAGCAUCCAGGGGAAAAAAUGAAGAAAGCCAGAACCCAUCUACGUGUCUUUCGGAAUGCAAAGAUAAUAUAGACCCAGAAUCUGCAAUGGAUACCGCCAAGAACAACAAUGCAACGGUUCUGAAUUCACCUACCCAUGAGAUUAUGCCACAUGAAGUUUCCGUUGGAGGUUACCGUUAAAGACAUCAUUUUGGACCUUAUAUUGCAUAGGUUUAAAGUUUGAAGUUUCAUUAAACUUUUCAGAAAGAAGAGAGUUCCCUGUUAUUGUGAAGAAAAAUUCUUAUCAUCAGUCACUAUUCAUCACUCCACACUCCACACACAUCUUAUGAAACAGAAAAACAUCACAUACCUUAUGAAAAACAACCCACAUUCUCUAUGAAAAAGCUAUAAAUGUGGAGUGUGAGAUAUCUACAGUGACUGAUCUGUAGAAUUACUCGUUUGUGAAUAUUGUGGUUUUGAGAAAAGCAUGCAAGUCGAAUAUUUUGUUAAUGUACAAGUUGAUAUGAUUAUACUCGGUCUCUUUUGCAUCGUUGUAUCAUUGCCAUAUGGAAGUGUUUGCCGCAGUAAUCUAUUCCACUUUCACGCGUAGUUUAAGUUAAUGAAUCUGCUGCUGAGUGCUGCAUGAUAUCAUCAUUUGCAGGCAAUUGAUGAUGAGCCCUUCUUUUUU